Messenger RNA from Cladocopium goreaui, 1224 nucleotides. Lineage: Eukaryota; Dinophyceae; Suessiales; Symbiodiniaceae. The record is from the annotation of a GenBank genome assembly.
UUGUGCAAAGGUUCCAGAUAUUUUCAGAUUGCAUCAUGUCCUUGGCUGGUGCUGGCCUUCCAAGCGUGCUGCCCGCCGACAAGCUGGCUGAACUCAAGGAGACAGCGGCCAAACUCUGCGCACCAGGCAAGGGCUUCUUGGCCGCUGAUGAAAGCGCUGGGCCGUGGCUCAGGGCGGGUCAUGCAGAAGCAGCAAAGAUUCCAGAUGUGAUCGAGAACAGGGCGGCAUACCGAUCGCUGUGCUUCUCAUCUCCCGGUUUGAGCGAAAGCAUCAGCGGAGUGAUUCUCCACUGGGAGACCCUGUUUCAAAAGGAUGCAACUGGCAAGGCCAUGGUGGACAUCAUCAAGGAGAAUGGCAUGAUUCCUGGUAUCAAGGUGGACAAGGGCUACAACAAGAAGGGCAUCUGGGGAACCCCAAGUGGUCCCUUGGGACACCCGGAGGUGGCCACCGUGGGCUUGGAUGAUCUGCAGCAAAGGUGCCAGCAGGCUUAUGAGCAGGGUGCCCGUUUUGCCAAGUGGCGAAACGUGCUGCAGUUGGACCCCGCGAAGCAACUGCCCUCAGAGCUGGCCAUUGCGGAUACAGUGCACACCUUGGCCCGCUAUGCCUCCAUUUGUCAGAGCGAGGGGUUGGUGCCCAUUGUGGAACCUGAAAUCGUUCCCAAUGGCGAUCAUGACAUCUACUACUGCGCCCAAAUGACCGAGAAGGUCUUGGCUGCGCAGUUCAAGGCCCUGGCAGACCACCACAUCUACUUGGAAGGUGCUGUGCUGAAGCCCAACAUGGUGAAGAAUGGCCUGGGUGGCCCGAAAGCCACGGCUGAGACCAUUGCUACUCUGACUUGCCAAACUUUGCUGCGCACUGUGCCUCCCUCCAUGCCGGGCAUCUUUUUCUUGUCGGGUGAGACAGCUCUGAAUGAAGACAACGAGGAAGAGGCAACCAUCAACUUAAGCACCAUGAACAGUCUGUUUGCCGGCAAGCUGCCGUGGCACCUCUCCUUCUCCUAUGGAAAAGCUUUGCAGAAGACAUGUAUCGUCACUUGGCUAGGCAAGGCUGAGAACGUGGAUGCUGCCCAAAAGGCCUUGAAGGCACGAGCCAAGGCAAACUCUGAUGCUUGCUUUGGAAAGUACAAAGCCGGCAGUUGUGCCAGUGUCGGCACUGACGGCAACGUGAUGCAAGCUGCUGGACCUUACUGAGGCACUUGAUCACAGUGAGGAAGGAGUAGGCAAC